This is a messenger RNA of Scleropages formosus (Asian bonytongue), 3544 nucleotides long. It is a transcript of the gene sphk2, whose product is annotated as sphingosine kinase 2. The transcript is spliced from 6 exons. Lineage: Eukaryota; Metazoa; Chordata; Actinopteri; Osteoglossiformes; Osteoglossidae. The record is from RefSeq and is a predicted model, not a curated record. Gene Ontology annotation, biological process: sphingosine biosynthetic process; sphinganine-1-phosphate biosynthetic process; phosphorylation. Bases 832 to 3504 code for a protein of 890 amino acids. Gene Ontology annotation, cellular component: intracellular membrane-bounded organelle; membrane; cytoplasm.
UAAUGGCAGCAAGACAGUUCAUUCAAAGUACCCUUCUGUCAGACACUUGAUGCAUGUAUAUAAAGGUCUUCUGUUAAGAAUUUCAGUUGCUUAGUAAAGACUUGCUGCUUCAGAGACUGCUUAAAAAGUAAAAAAGAGAAACAUAUGUGUUUGCAAAGUGAAUUGGUGAACUUUGUACACUGCAGUCUUUUUUUCUUUUAGUUCUUCUUUUAGUGUAUACAGGCGGUGCAAUCUGUCACAAAAUAAUCAGUGUGACCAAUUAAAAACUAAUAUUUAAAGCACUUUAGAACCAGUCUCUAUUAGGGUUGGACAGGCUUUGGAUCAUUUCAGAUGUUGGAGCUGUUCUGUACAAGCUGCUUGUUGUUAAAUCAGGAGUUCUUAUAUGGAUUGACACUAAUAUGUUGUAGAGUUAUGAACUGGAAUUUUAUGGGCUAUGUAUCUGUGACUGACCUCUUAUGUGAGGCCUCAGCAUAAAUAGAGGCAUAGAACCUGGAAAUUAAACAAGGAUGCAUUAUUAAGUCUCAGCACUGAACUGGAAAUCUUUUUGGCAUCAGGGAUAUAAAGAACCUGCUGUUUUCCUCUAAUCCGUCUAAUAGGUUAAAUACUUUAAACGUGCAGUUGUAUGCAAAAGAUACACUUCCUUGAGUUUCACUGUGUAUUUAAAAACAAAAUUCUUAUUGGUCUACAUACCUCAGUACCAUAAGGCACACUGCUCUAUAUUAAUAUACAGUAUAUAAGUCUGUCCAUUCAAAAGGAACUUUGAGUUCAACCACAAGAGGAUACAACACGUACACUUUAAGGUGUUGACACAGUCCUGCACUCCAGUGAAAGAUGCCCUCUCCAGAGGCUCCGACCCCCAGCCCUGCAGAAGCCUUACUGCAUGGCCAGUUUGGAGGCUGGAGUAGUGGAUGUGGCAGCAGCAUCAGCAGCAACGGGAGCAGCUGUCCCAACAGUCCAGGUGGGCUGUCGUCCCCAGGCCCAGCUGCCAGCUAUGCCCUCACACUCACACACACCCACCUGCACGUCCAGAGACUGUCACCGCGGCCUGGCAAGGAGGCCCGCUUGCUUGUGCCGUUGUCAGAGCUGGUGGGCUGCAGCUGCCCCCGGGCCCCUGCGCCUCCCCUGCUGGUGCUGUACUGGUACCCCCCUGGGAAGCGGCGGAAGGGCGUGUCCAGGCGACGGCAGGUGCGAGCCUACCUGGCAGAGAGUCGGGGGGAUGCUGAACGGUGGUCUGCUGCAGUGCAGUGCCUGCUUCGAGGAGUGCCCGUCAGUGCCACCACAGAAUUUAACAGAAGCCUCCUUCCACGUCCCCGUCGUCUCCUGCUGUUGGUUAAUCCAUUCAGUGGACGAGGUCAAGCCAUGCAGUGGUGCCAAACUCACAUCCUACCUAUGAUCAGAGAAGCCAACAUCAGUUAUAACCUCAUUCAGACAGAACGACAAAAUCAUGCCAGGGAAUUGAUUCGGGACAUCUCUUUACCAGAAUGGGAUGGAAUUGUCAUAGUCUCUGGGGAUGGACUGCUGCAUGAGGUGAUAAAUGGACUGAUGGAGCGUCCAGAUUGGGAGCAAGCAAUAAAGACACCGGUGGGCAUCUUGCCCUGUGGUUCUGGAAAUGCACUCGCUGGCUCAAUUAAUCAUUAUGCAGGCUUUGACAUGUGCCUUCGUGAGCCUCUCCUCCUGAACUGCUGCUUCCUGCUCUGCCGAGGUGGGGUGAGGCCUAUGGACCUGGUGUCUGUGACAACCAGCCAGACUUCUGCUCGGAAUGGUCGGCCAUCCCCAAGACGCCUCUUCUCUUUCCUUUCGGUAGCCUGGGGUUUUGUGUCUGAUGUGGACAUUGAGAGUGAGCGCUACAGGGGCCUUGGCUCUGCCCGCUUUACCCUGGGGACCCUAGUGAGGCUGGCUUCCCUUAGGUCCUAUAAGGGCCGACUCUCCUACCUGCCUCCUUCUGUUGUGGGCUCUUCUGAUUCCACGCCUCCCCCCCAGCGGAGACCUCUAUCCAGGAGCAUCACAGAGGGGCUGGAGGGGUUUUGUCGGACACCCAUCCACCGGACGGUGUCUGACAUGGGCUUGAGUGAACAGAGAAGCCUGCGGAGGGGAGAGGGGGAGCGGGAGAAGGAGAGCGAGCGAGAAAAGGAGCGGGAGAGGCGUCGGGAGAGGGCAAGAGGUGUGGGUGUGACCAGGGCAAGCAGUUUGGCUGAGGAUAAAGAAAAGGAAGUUGAAGCAGAAGAACUGGAAAAGGAACAUGUUAUGAGUAAAACAAAUGCAACUGAAAGGGAUGGCAGUGUGGAUGAAGCCAUACUGAACAAGGAAGAACAGACUGAGAGAGAAACUCCGACAUCACAGUCAGAAGAUGGAACAGAGGAGCCAGAUUCCAAUGACAAAGACGAGGAACAAAUACAGGAGUCUGGUGAUGAGAGGGAUGGGACAUAUGAUGGCGUUUUGGAGGCAGGGGAAGUGAACGAGGGGUAUGGAGUAGACAUGGAGAGGGAACCUAAUGAGUCUGAUGAGUGCUGCCUGGACUCCAGCAAUCAAGAGGCUCUUCGGAGGGGGUUGCGCAAAAACUCUGCCCCAUCUAGCCAAAUAGUCAGGUCCUUUUUUGGUCUAUCCACAGGCCAAGGCCCUCCUCUGGGGUCUGAUGCCUCUUAUGACAAUGAUGAGAUUGACCUGAAUGGGACAUACCCCUUUCAGAGUGAGCCCUAUCCUCUCGAUAUAGCUAGAGAACGAGCCCUCACAAUUUCUUCACCUUUCCGCCACAGCCCUUUCUCAUACAAGCCCAAGUCCUCGGAUCAUAACCAGAAUAUGUCCAGACCACGCCCCCUCUCCCUCCUUCAACAUUCUCACUCUAACUCUCUUCCCCCAAAACUCCCUUCUCUUUCACUGUCUCUAUCCCCGACACCUCCUUCAUCCCCGUCAUGUACCUCACCACAUUCUUCCUCUUACUUGGCCCCUAGACCUAACACUCCCAGCUCUGCAUCUCCUUCCCCAUCCCUUCGUUCCCCCUCCCCUUCUUUCACUUUUGAGGUCCCUGAAGCCACUGGCCACAUUAGGAACCGGCCUGCAGCUGCCACGACUCUCAACCCUCCCAAGGAUGACCUCCUACCUCCUCUGGAUCAGCCACUGCCAGCCCGUGACUGGGUAACCAUUGAGGGAGACUUUGUCCUGGUGCUGGCCAUCUACCAGUCUCACCUGGGUGCGGACCUUCUUGCUGCACCUCAGGCCCGAUUUGACGAUGGCCUGAUCCAUCUGACAUUCGUCAGGGCAGGAAUCUCUAGGGCUACCCUCCUACGGCUUUUCCUGGCCAUGGAGAGGGGGGCUCACCUCUCUCUCAGUUCCCCCUAUGUGAGCCAUGUAGCAGCUAAAGCGUUCCGGUUGCAGCCCCUCUCUCCGCGCGGCACCCUGACUGUGGAUGGAGAACUAGUGCCCUAUGGCCCACUCCAGGCCCAGAUCCAUCCUUCCAUGGCUAGACUCAUCGUGGGUGAUGCAGGAGUGAAGAUCACCAAAUUUUGAAUGCUGGCAUCUAAUCAACAUUUUGCCAGGAGUGGGUUUU